Physella acuta is the source of this 1188-nucleotide messenger RNA. RefSeq lists its product as uncharacterized. Gene Ontology annotation, cellular component: membrane. Gene Ontology annotation, molecular function: G protein-coupled receptor activity. Lineage: Eukaryota; Metazoa; Mollusca; Gastropoda; Physidae. The record is from RefSeq and is a predicted model, not a curated record. Gene Ontology annotation, biological process: G protein-coupled receptor signaling pathway.
AUGGCGUCGUUAGCAACGUCAAGCUGGAACAAUGUUUCCAUAGUUACGCUCGGUUUAGACAUCACGUCAUCGUAUGUAUACCUCGGUCUCAUCACUGAGCGUCAAUACUUUUACAUAGAGUGCUGUUCCCUGCUAGUCGUUGGGAUGGUGUCGCUGUUUGGUGGUGUGAGCAACGUCAUCAACAUUGUGACGUUCUUGUCUAUGGGCAUAGCCGAGUCCAUGACGGUGUUUCUGUUGCUGCUGGCUUUCUCCGACCUGGCGUAUCUCUUGGUCAUGUUCUUUAACACUGUGCUAUAUAUUCUCUACUUGGUUGAAAAGGUGAGCAAUUAUUCCACCUGGUUUUAUUUUAACCCCGACGGUGCCAGAACGUUCUGCGCUCAUACCAGCAACGUGUGCAACACGAUGAACAUUCUACUCACCAUGCACAUGGCGGUGGUCAGGUGUCUGGCAGUCAUACGACCGCUGCACUUCCGGAAUGUUCUCUCCGGAAAGAAGACACUCCCCAUCGUCAGUGUCUACCUGCUGUUCUCAUUGCUAACCUACAUUCCGAUCCUGGCUUUCAUGGGAAGAGACGUGACCUUCGACCCCAAGGUCAACGCUUCCAGACUGGUCACGUGGAUCUCGCCUCAGCGAGAGAAGGUCAAGAAUAUAAUCUGGCUUGUAAGAGACGCCAUUUUGCCUUUCGCGGCGCAGGUCAUUGUUAUAGCAUGUGUUGUGGUUAUGACUGUUGCUCUUAAGGCAUCGGCCCACUUCCGGUCAGCUAAUACAACAUCUGCAUCACACGCACAAGCUACUGCUACAUCACAAGUGCAACCAGCUACAGCAUCACAUGUGCAAACAGCUACAGCAUCACAGAACCAGACAGACAACACAGAGAUCAAAGACAACAUGAGACUACUACAGCGUUCAUCCAACCUGAGCCGUAAAGACGUCCACGUCAUUCAACAGCUGGUGCUGGUGUGUCUGGUGUUUGUGGUGUUCAACACACCGCGUGUUGUGUUCAGUCUGGCCUCACUAGCAGAAGACAAGUUCUCCCUGGGGGGCGUGUACCACUACCUGUACCUGACAGGUGCCUGCCUCGUCUUUUUAUUCCAGGUCCUCAACUCUAGCCUACACGUUUUUAUUUACUACAAGUAUAGCUCCACAUUUAGACAACAUUUCAUGGCCAAGUUCAUCUUUCAGAUAUAG